This is a messenger RNA of Nanorana parkeri, 2643 nucleotides long. RefSeq names its product AFG3 like matrix AAA peptidase subunit 2 (gene AFG3L2). The transcript has 18 exons. Gene Ontology annotation, molecular function: zinc ion binding; ATP-dependent peptidase activity; ATP hydrolysis activity. Gene Ontology annotation, biological process: mitochondrial protein processing; protein-containing complex assembly. Gene Ontology annotation, cellular component: m-AAA complex; membrane. Bases 105 to 2495 code for a protein of 796 amino acids. Lineage: Eukaryota; Metazoa; Chordata; Amphibia; Anura; Dicroglossidae. The record is from RefSeq and is a predicted model, not a curated record.
GGCGGAGCCGGUGACGUCAGUGUUGAGCUCCUGUAAGCUCCUGUGGAGGUCGCAUUGCCUGUGAUAGAAGGGAGUGUGAUGUUGGUGUUGUGAGUCCUGAGUUCAUGGCUCACCGCUGCCUGCAGCUGUCUGGGCUCUGCCGGCCACUGAGCGGCGCCUUCCUCCCUCGAGUGUCUCGGCGACCCGGGCCCUUCUGUCUGAGGAGGAUUCAAACUCAAGUAACAAGCCUAAACAGGAACACCUUACUGGCUAAUGUGAUAGCUGCGUACACAAGGUUCUGUGCUCGGCCUCCUAAAGGUUUCGAAAAAUACUUUCCAAAUGGGAAAAAUGACAAGAAAGCAAAUGAUUCCAAAGUGGAGCCGAAAGAACGCAGGGAGCCUAGCAGUAAUGGAAAGCAUUCCUCGGGUGGAAAUGGGGACUCAGGAGGAGGUGGCAAUAAAGGUGGGAAGAAGGAGAAAGAAUGGUGGGCAAGGAUGUCUAAGGGGGAGAUUCCCUGGGAUGAUAAGGAAUUUCAAAUCUACAUGUAUACCUCUAUAAGUUUGUGGCUUCUGUUUUCUUACUUCAUCUUCAAGAAGCAACCAGUAGAGAUCACAUGGAAAGACUUUGUUAACAACUACCUAUCAGAAGGCAUGGUGGAUCGACUUCAAGUAGUGAAUAAACGUUAUGUAAAAGUUAUGCUCGCAACUAGCAAGACACCUUGGGAUGGGGGUUAUAUCUGGUUUAAUAUUGGCAGCGUGGACUCUUUUGAAAGGAAUUUAGAAACCGUACAGCAAGAGCUUGGAAUAGAACCAGAAAAUAGAGUACCUGUGCUAUACAGAAUUGAGGGUGAUGGAACCUUUCUUCUGAACAUGCUUCCAACUGUCCUUCUCCUCGGCAUCCUUUUCUAUUCCAUGAGAAAGGGGUCUGCUGGUGCAAGAGGAGGUCGAGGUAUGGGGGGGCUUUUCAGUGUCGGAGAGACGACUGCUAAAGUACUCAAGGAUGAAAUUGAUGUCAAGUUCAAGGAUGUGGCAGGAUGUGAGGAGGCAAAGCUUGAGAUUAUGGAAUUUGUAAAUUUCCUUAAAAAUCCAAAACAAUAUCAAGAUCUAGGGGCAAAAAUUCCAAAGGGUGCAAUUCUCACCGGUCCUCCUGGCACAGGGAAAACACUGUUGGCAAAAGCUACCGCUGGUGAGGCCAGUGUCCCGUUCAUUACAGUCAACGGCUCAGAAUUUCUUGAGAUGUUUGUUGGUGUAGGCCCAGCACGAGUAAGGGACUUGUUUAGCAUGGCCAGAAAACACGCUCCCUGCAUUCUCUUCAUAGAUGAAAUUGAUGCUGUUGGUCGGAAGAGAGGAAGAGGGAACUUUGGAGGACAAAACGAACAGGAAAACACACUGAAUCAGCUUUUGGUGGAAAUGGAUGGUUUUAAUACAUCCACCAAUGUAGUUGUGUUAGCAGGCACAAAUAGACCUGAUAUCUUGGAUCCAGCUUUAAUGCGACCGGGUCGCUUCGACAGGCAGAUAUAUAUAGGGCCACCUGAUAUAAAAGGUAGAGCAUCUAUAUUCAAGGUUCACCUGCGGCCUUUGAAGUUGGAUACUACUUUAGAUAAAGAAGCCCUCUCAAGGAAAAUGGCUGCUUUAACACCAGGAUUCUCAGGAGCGGAUAUAGCAAAUGUGUGUAAUGAAGCUGCUCUUAUAGCUGCCAGGCACCUUUCAGAUUCUAUAAACCCAAAGCACUUUGAGCAAGCCAUUGAGCGAGUAAUAGGAGGUUUGGAAAAAAAGACUCAGGUUCUCCAGCCGGAAGAAAAGAAGACUGUGGCUUAUCACGAGGCUGGGCAUGCUGUGGCAGGGUGGUAUCUGGAACAUGCAGAUCCUCUGUUAAAGGUUUCUAUCAUCCCACGAGGAAAGGGAUUAGGCUACGCGCAGUAUUUGCCUAGAGAGCAGUAUCUGUAUACAAAGGAGCAGCUGCUGGAUAGAAUGUGCAUGACACUGGGCGGUCGAGUCUCCGAGGAGAUAUUCUUUGGAAGGAUUACAACAGGAGCACAAGACGAUCUGAAAAAAGUGACACAGAGCGCCUAUGCACAGGUUGUCCAGUUUGGAAUGAGUGACAAAGUUGGCCAAGUUUCAUUUGACCUCCCUCGGCAAGGAGAAAUGGUGUUGGAGAAACCCUACAGCGAGGCAACCGCAAGAGUGAUCGAUGAUGAAGUCCGCAAACUUAUUAACUCUGCUUAUGAGAGAACUGUGACGCUCCUGACGGAGAAGAAAUUGGAUAUUGAAAAGAUUGCUCUCCGACUCUUAGAAAAGGAGGUGCUGAAUAAAAGUGAUAUGGUUGAACUAUUAGGCCAAAGACCAUUUGCAGAAAAAUCUACAUACGAGGAAUUUGUGGAAGGCACUGGUAGCUUGGAUGAGGACACAACACUUCCUGAGGGUCUGAAGGACUGGAACAGAGACCGAGAAAAGGAUAAAGAAGAACUGAAUGAUGAACAGACUUCCCGACACAUAAGCGGAGGAAUGCCAUUCUGAGCGGUUCUAUAACACAUUGAACAGAGCAAAUGCUGUUUUUGUUUUAAAGACUUGCAAGUGGACUUGCUUUUCACCAAAAAUGAGAACAUACACUUGUAUGUUAAAAACAGGAUUAUCAGGAUGUUUCCACACUCCUAAUAAAAGUCAU